AUGCCAGAAAAAUCUGAGCAUUUUUUAACGACUUAUGUGACAUUAAAAGAUAAUGUGAAUGAAGCAGAUAGAAUUAAGUUCAAAGACAGCAGUUCACCUACACAGAAAAAUAAAACUGAUGAUGGAAAAGAUGCAUCAGAAGUUGAACAGAGUGAAACAAAUGAUAAAUGUUCUGCUCCGACUGAUGCUGAAGAUUCACAACUAUUGCAAAAUGGCCGAGAAUUAAAGCAAAAUAUCUGUGAUGAAAUACAGCUUGAGUCACAAAAUCUGCAGCCUGUUGAUGCAGUUAGUAGUAGUUCUUUAGAAGGUACUGUUACGGGAAAUGACCAAUCAGAAGCCUUGUCUUUUGACUCUUCGUGCUUUGAUGAGACCAAUGGCGAUGUGCUUGUUAUUAAUGACAGCGAUAACGAAAAUGGAGAGCAAGAACGACAUGGUAGGUCAAGAAAAACAAAAUGGAGGCCAGUCCUGAAGAGAGAUUUGUAUCCAGUAGUUGAACACCUCCAGCUGAGCUUGGAAGAGGAAUCUCUGGGUCUGUCUUAUCUCUGGAAUCAUUUCUGUGAUGUGCAGAAGACAUUCCUUCCCAACUACAUCGCCUACCAUCACUUCCGCAGCAAGGGGUGGGUCCCCAAGUCUGGUCUCAAGUUCGGCUGUGAUUUUAUUCUGUACCGCGAGGGCCCCCCGUUCUACCACGGCAGCUAUUCCGUGGUGGUACGUCUGGUGGACGAGCAAACUCUACAGGACAGCACAUACCACAACACACGCUGCCUGUCGUGGACCUCGCUGUCUGGCCUCAACAGAAUAACGGAGCAUGUCGCGAAGGAGCUGCUUAUCUGCUAUGUGAUUAAGCCAAGGGACAUAACUCCAGAGAGGCUAGCAUCGCCAAAGUGCAUUCUCGACUUCUCAGUUCAGGAGGUACAUGUAAGCAGAUGGAUAUCAUCACAGGAAAGAGAGAAGAAAGAAGAAGAAGAGUUUCCAUAG
Molecule: messenger RNA, 978 nt
Organism: Gigantopelta aegis
Lineage: Eukaryota; Metazoa; Mollusca; Gastropoda; Neomphalida; Peltospiridae
Product: tRNA-splicing endonuclease subunit Sen2-like
Exons: 5
Coding region: 1-978 (325 amino acids)
Biological process (GO): tRNA-type intron splice site recognition and cleavage; tRNA splicing, via endonucleolytic cleavage and ligation
Cellular component (GO): tRNA-intron endonuclease complex
Molecular function (GO): nucleic acid binding; tRNA-intron lyase activity
Source: RefSeq, a predicted model, not a curated record